AUGGACGCCCUGUGCGGCUCCAAGUUCUGGGACGCCAAUCGGUCCGUGCACACCGACGACCCGGACCUCACUCCCUGUUUCCAGAACUCCCUGCUGGCCUGGGUCCCCUGCAUCUACCUGGGGGCCGCCCUGCCCUGCUACCUCUUCCAUCUGCGGCACCAUCACCGAGGCUACGUCAUCCUCUCCCCCCUCUCCAGGCUCAAGACGGCCUUGGGCGUCCUGCUGUGGUGCAUCUCCUGGGCUGACCUCUUCUACGCCUUCCAUGACCUGGUCCACGGCUGGGCCCCCGCCCCCAUCUUCUUUAUCACCCCGUUGCUGGUGGGGGUCACCGUGCGGCUGGCCACUCUGCUAAUCCGGCAUGAGUGGCUGCAGGGGGUACAGUCCCCGGGAGUCCUCAUCAUCUUCUGGUUCCCGUGCGUGGUCUGUGCCGUUGUCCCCUUCCGCUCCAAGAUCCUGUCAGCCGUGGCAAAGGGCAAGACCUCAGACCCCUUCCGCUUCGCCACCUUCUACAUCUACUUCGCCCUGGUGCUCUUCGCUCUCAUCCUGUCCCGCUUCAGGGAGCAGCCGCCAUUCUUCUCCCCAAAGAAUGCCGACCCUAACCCCUCCCCAGAGGUCAGCGCUGGCUUCUUCUCCCGCCGGUCUUUCUGGUGGUUCACAAAGAUGGCCAUCCUUGGCUACCGGCGCCCCCUGGAGGAGCAGGACCUCUGGUCCCUGACCGAGGAGGACCGCUCGCAGGUGGUGGUGGACAGGCUGAUGGAGGCAUGGAAGAAGCAGCAGAAGCAGGCAGCGCGACACAGGGCCGCGGUGGCAUCUGGGAAGAGUGUGUCCGGUGAGGAUGUGGUGCUGCUCGGGGGCCGGCCCAGGCCCCGGGAGCCAUCCUUCCCGCGGGCCGUGCUGGCCACCUGUGGUUCCGGCAUCUUCAAGAGCAUCUGCUUCAGGUCGACCCAGGACCUGCUCUCCUUCGUCAAUCCGCAGCCGCUCAGCAUCCUGAUCAGGUUUAUUUCAAACCCCGUGGCCUCCACCUGGUGGGGUUUCCCGGUGGCCGGGCUGAUGUUUGCAUGCUCUGUGACUCUGCUCUCACAACAGUAUCUCCACUGUAUCUAUGUGAUGGUGUUGAGGCUUCGUUCGGCGAUCACAGGUGUCAUCUAUAGGAAGGUCCGCUGGAACAGGGUGCCGCGGGGCCUGGGUGUGAGUCUGACUCUCCUUGGCUGGCCGGCUGUAGUCGCCUUCCUGUGCCUCUGUCCGUCUGUGGGGGUCUGUGCACAUUCUUUAGGUAUUUGUCUUAUCGAUCCACCCAUGCCUCCUCAGAACCUGGGUCCUUCCAUCUUGGCUGGGGUGGCUUUAAUCGUCUUGCUGGUCCCACUCAACGGAGCUGUGGCCUUGAAGAUGCGUGCCUUACAGGUAGGCCAAAUGAAAUUCAAGUGCACCAAGCUGAUGAGUGAGAUCCCGGGUGGCUUCAAGGUGCUGAAGCUGUAUGCCUGGGAACCCGUUUUCUUGGGGAAGGUGGAGGGCCUCCGGGAGGACGAGCUCCGGAUGCUACGCCAGUCUGCCUACCUCCAAGCCAUAUCCACGUUCACCUGGGUCUGCACCCCCUUCCUGGUGACCCUGAUUACCCUUGGGGUCUAUGUGUCCGUGGACCAGAACAACGUGCCUGAUGCCGAGAAGGCCUUUGUGUCUGUGUCCCUGUUCAAUAUUUUAAAGACUCCCCGGAACCUGCUGCCCCAGAUAAUCAGCGGCCUGGUCCAGAUCAGUUUGUCUCUGAAACGGAUCCAGCAUUUCCUGAGCCAAGAUGAACUUGACCCCCACUGUGUGGAAAGAAAGACCAUCACCCCAGGUGAGAGGUUGGGGAAGGAAAUCCCAAUCCCUACCUCUGCCUGGGUUCCUGGACUCCUUGCCCUCAGUCUAGACAUCCAGGGGCCGAAAGGGGCACUGGCGGCUGUGGUGGGGCCUGUGGGCUGUGGGAAGUCCUCCCUGGUGUCUGUCCUGCUGGGAGAGAUGGAGAAACUGGAAGGCCCGGUGUGUGUGAAGGGCUCUGUGGCCUACGUGCCCCAGCAGGCAUGGAUCCAGAAUUGCACUCUUCAGGAAAACAUACUGUUUGGCCGAGCCCUGGACCCCAAGCGGUACCAACAGGCUCUGGAAGCCUGUGCCUUGCUAGCUGACCUGGAGAUGCUGCCUGCCGGGGACCAGACGGAGAUUGGAGAGAAGGGCAUUCACCUGUCUGGGGGCCAGCGACAGCGGGUGAGUCUGGCCCGAGCUGUUUACAGGGAAGCUGACCUUUUUAUGUUGGAUGACCCACUGUCAGCUGUGGACUCCCAUGUGGCCAAGCAUCUCUUUGACCAAGUCAUAGGGCCCGAAGGUGUGCUGGCAGGCAAGACACGGGUGCUGGUGACACACAGCAUCAACUUCCUGCCCCAGAUGGACUUCAUCAUAGUGCUGGCUGACGGGCAGGUGUCUGAGGCGGGCCCCUACCCAGCCCUGCUGCAGCACAGCGGCUCCUUUGCCAACUUCCUCUGCAACUACGCACCUGACAAGCCUGAGAAGAACCUGAAGGAAGGCAGCAGGACCGGCCCCCAGCAGUCCCGGGGCUCACGAGAGUCCUCUGUCCUUGACCGCCAUGGCCUGCAGGUGAAGCUGAGUGUGUUCUGGGAUUAUGCCAAUGAGGGCAUGGGGCUCUAUACCAUAGUGGCCAUCUGUCUUCUGUACCUGGGUCAUAGUGUGGCUGCCAUCGGGGCCAGCGUGUGGCUCAGUGCCUGGAGCGAUGAGGCUAUGGUGGAUGGCCGACAGAAUAACACCUCCGUGAGGCUGGGUGUCUAUGCUGCCUUGAGUGUUUUGCAAGGGCUCCUGGUGAUGGUAUCAGCCAUCACGCUGAUGGUGGGGAGUGUCCAGGCUGCACGCUCGCUUCAAAGGGUGCUGCUGCACAAGAUGCGCUGGCCACAGUCCUUCUUCCAUACGACGCCCUCAGGCCGGAUCCUCAACCGGCGGCUCUCUAAGGACAUCUACGUCAUCGAUGAGGUUCUGGCCCCCACCAUCCUCUUGCCGCUGAAUUCCUUCCACAACUCCAUCUCCGCCUUCGUGGUCAUCAUAGCCAGCACGCCGCUCUUCACUGUGGUCACCCUGCCUCUGGCUGUCCUGUACAUCGCGGGGCAGCGCUUCUAUGUGGCUACGUCACGGCACCUGAAGAGGCUGGACUCCGUCAGCCGCUCGCCCAUAUACUCCCACUUUUCAGAGACGGUGACUGGCACCAGCGUCAUUCGGGCCUAUGGCCGCAGCCAGGACUUCAAGGCCAUCAGUGAUGCUAAGGUGGACACCAACAUGAGGAGCUCCUACCCCUACGUUGCCUCCAACAGGUGGCUGUGGGUCCACGUGGAGUCCGUGGGGAACUGUGUUGUGUUCUUUGCUGCACUCUCUGCUGUGAUUGGCAGAAACAGCCCGAGUCCGGGGCUGGUGGGCCUUUCUGUGUCCUACGCCCUACAGAUAACAAUUAGUCUGACGUGGAUGAUCCAAAUGAUGUCAGACUUGGAGUCUAACAUCGUGGCCGUGGAGAGAGUCAAGGAGUACUCCAAGAUAGAGACUGAGGCCCCCUGGGUGGUGGAGGGCGGCCGUCCUCCCGCAGGCUGGUCCCUGCGGGGCGAAGUGGAGUUCUGGAACUUCUCUGUGCGCUACCAGCCGGGCCUGGAGCUGGUGCUGAGUUACCUGAGUCUGCGCGUGCACACUGGCGAGAAGGCGGGGAUCGUGGGCCGCACCGGGGCCGGCAAAUCGUCCACGACCCUCUGCCCGUUCCGCAUCCUGGAGGCCGCGGAAGGUGAAAUCCGCAUUGACGGCCUCAACGUGGCAGAUAUGGGACUCCACGACCUGCGUCCUCAGCUGACCGUCAUCCCCCAGGACCCCAUCCUGUUCUCCGCGUCCCUACGUAUGAACCUGGACCCCUUUGGGUAUUACUCGGAGGCAGAUCUAUGGCGAGCCUUGGAGCUUUCCCACCUGCACACCUUUGUGGGCUCGCAGCCGGAGGGCCUGGACUUCCAGUGCUCCGGGGUAGAAGACUUCGUAUCAAAUGACACAGAACCUGACCACUUCUUUUCUUUGGCUAGGGUCCUUGUCCUGGACAGAGGGACAGUAGCUGAAUUUGAUUCUCCAGCCAACCUCAUCGCAGCCAGAGGCAUCUUCUACGGGAUGGCCAGAGACGCUGGACUUGUCUAAAAUAUAUUCCUGGGACUUGCUCCUGGCCAUUGCUGGUUUUCAUCAGGAGAGAAAAAGACACCAAGCACGUCUGCAGGAUGGACUUGAUGGCAAACACUGGAGGCAUUUGCUAGAUUCUUGCCCUGCAAAGUGCCUCACAGAAUAAUUGUGCUAAAUGCUUUAGAUGAGGAAGUGGGGCCCAAGAGGUGAACUACGGGCCCGAGGCCACAGCUAGUUUGAGGCAGAGCCCAGACUGGUGCCCGGGGUCUCCUGAUUCCCAACCUAGUGUUCUUGCCACGCUCUGCUGUUUUCAGUCAUUUCAUGGAAUGACCUCUCCACUCUGUCUGAUUUUUUGUAUUUUCUGCUCAGAAGGAUUUUUUUUUUUUUUUUUAAAGUAAAGCUUUUUCCUCCUGGAACAGCAGACUGCCGGGUCAGGGUGUCCUUAGGAACUGAGUCCUGUACUCUGGGGUGCUGGCCUGAAUCCAUUAAAAAUGGAGCACUGAUGAAAUAAAGCGACAUGGUCAACAA
This is a messenger RNA of Herpailurus yagouaroundi (jaguarundi), 4704 nucleotides long. It is a transcript of the gene ABCC3, whose product is annotated as ATP binding cassette subfamily C member 3. Lineage: Eukaryota; Metazoa; Chordata; Mammalia; Carnivora; Felidae. Gene Ontology annotation, cellular component: membrane. Gene Ontology annotation, molecular function: ATP binding; ATP hydrolysis activity; ABC-type transporter activity. Gene Ontology annotation, biological process: transmembrane transport. The record is from RefSeq and is a predicted model, not a curated record.